This is a messenger RNA of Carcharodon carcharias (great white shark), 5257 nucleotides long. RefSeq names its product beta-1,3-galactosyl-O-glycosyl-glycoprotein beta-1,6-N-acetylglucosaminyltransferase-like. The transcript has 3 exons. The record is from RefSeq and is a predicted model, not a curated record. The coding region runs from base 725 to 2011 and encodes 428 amino acids. Gene Ontology annotation, cellular component: membrane. Lineage: Eukaryota; Metazoa; Chordata; Chondrichthyes; Lamniformes; Lamnidae. Gene Ontology annotation, molecular function: beta-1,3-galactosyl-O-glycosyl-glycoprotein beta-1,6-N-acetylglucosaminyltransferase activity.
CACUCCAAAUCUGGUUCGUGCUGCUGUAUCAUCUUUUAUUUCCACUGUCAUUGCAUUACAGACGUUGCUGUGAGGAGUUGGAGAGAGUUAGGGGGCGCCCAACUGCUCUCCACACGUGUUGAAGUAGAAAACUCGCAAACGCAGCAGCAGUGAGCUGAAAAGCGAGAAGGGGAAGUGUUCUUGCUAACUGACUAUUGAUCACUUCCAGUCAGCUCCAGUUCCACCAUCAGGUACCCUUGGGGUAGCAGACAACUGCGAGAAGAAGCCCAGGCAAAGAAACAGCGCAAGAACAGAAAGAGCGCCCCAGAGAAAACGUACUGUCGGCACCGGUAUUCUCCAGUCUGCCAACGGGUUUAUUUCGCAGCCGCUGAGCGCUCUCACCAGCAACCUUACUUACCUAAGGAGCCGAAAGGAGCAACAUGAACCUCUUGUUUCGUCGAUCUGACGGGGAAGACGCGAUGAGCUGCAAAACCGCACAGGCGUUUAUUUGUUGGUAGCAGUCCAAUUCCAUUUUGAAUACCUCGAUCAAACCUACCUUCACCACCCUCUCAGGAAGUUCGUCCUAGACGCCACCCAGCCUCUGGUUAUUUCAAUCUUUCUCUUGGUGAACCAGUGUGUCUGAGAUUAAAGAUCAUGCUCUUCAGUGAAGGCUUCAAUCGCUAAGUGGAAAGGAAACUGAUAAUGAGUAGGCAAUAAAGUUGGAUAUAUUAAGAAGGGACUAGAAAUGUUGUGCCGAAGACUGCGGUAUUUCAGGUAUAGGCUGGUUCGAUGGACGCUGACAGGAAUCUGCUGUUCAAUAACCUUAUUGUUUCUUGUGAGCCGUGACAAGGGUCCUUUAAACCAGUACCGAAAUUUGGAGCUUGUUGAAGAGGACCCCAGAUAUUAUGUAAAUUGCACUGGCAUUAUCAAUGGAGACGAAGAGGCAAUAAAACUGGCUAAACUUCAGGCACUCUCAAUUGUAUAUAAAAAACGUCCUGUAUUGAGGGAGAAAGAUUACAUAGAUGUGACCAAACACUGCUCCAACUUCACCAGGUUGCAAAGAUAUAUCACAUUUCCACUUAGCAAAGAGGAAGAAGAAUUUCCAAUAGCUUAUUCAAUAGUAAUCCAUCACAGAAUUGACAUGUUUGAAAAGCUUUUACGGUCGAUAUAUGCACCUCAAAAUUUUUACUGUAUUCACGUUGACAAAAAGUCAUCUGAAACCUUCUUGGCUGCAGUUAAGAGCAUAGCCUCAUGCUUUGACAAUGUCUUUAUUGCCAGCCAGCUCGAGAACGUAACCUAUGCAUCCUGGAGCAGGGUUCAGGCUGAUGUAAACUGCAUGAAGGACCUACUUGAAAGGAAUUCAACAUGGAAAUACUUAAUCAAUCUCUGUGGCAUGGAUUUCCCGUUAAAAACCAAUUUGGAAAUUGUGGAAAAACUCAAGGCCUUAAAAGGAGCAAACAGCUUAGAAUCAGAGAAGACGUCAACAUAUAAAGAAAAGAGAUGGAAACACAGUUAUAAAGUGGUGAAUGGGAGAAUAAAGGAUAUGGACACGAAUAAAGAAGCUCCUCCAAUUGAAACACCAAUGUUUUCAGGAAGUGCCUACUUCGUUGUUAGUAGAGGUUUUGUGGAAUAUUUAUUUAAAAGUCCUAAAAUACAAAGGUUUAUUGAAUGGGAAAAAGACACUUAUAGUCCAGAUGAACACAUGUGGGCGACACUCCAAAGAAUGCCUGAUAUGCCUGGAUCCGUCCCUGCUAAUAAUAAAUUUGAUAUCUCUGACAUGAACUCUUUAGCAAGGCUAGUAAAAUGGAGUUACUUAGAAGGCGACAUUUCCAAAGGAGCACCUUAUCCACCCUGCACUGGUGUACAUGUCCGUUCAGUGUGUGUAUUUGGAGCUGGGGAUCUGAAAUGGAUGCUGCAGCAGCAUCACCUAUUUGCUAAUAAGUUCGACACAACAGUCGAUGGCUUUGCACUUCAAUGCUUACAGAAGCAUCUAAGACAUAAAGCUAUUUUCAAUCUUUUAAAUUACACUUAGGCAUGAUCUUCCCAAAGAGCUGGGAAUGAAAUUUCUCAAGGAAAAGAGGGAGGGCUUCUGUCUUUUUCAUAGUUUAAUAAUCUGCAAACACACCACGGGACAUUGUAGGCUUUUUAACAAAUGGCCCCUGAUAUUGACGGGAACGGGUUGCACAUGUGAGGGGGAGAAUUUUUGGUUGUGUCCACGCAUGCUGUGGAGUUUUGGCUCCGCAAUGCAUAUCUUGAUUCAACAGGUUCCCUGCCCAAAAUCAUCCUGAUUGACAUACUUGGCUUCUUGUCAACCAAGGAAUAGUCUGGAGGGUGUCACAGCCAUUGUAAAGUUGUUUGGGGGUGUGUCUCUAAUUGGCCUGGGUGCUUUCAUGGUUGAACAUAAACCAUUUAUUAGUAAUCCAUAAACAUAUAUAUAUCCAAGGUACAGCCCUGUUUUGGUGCUGUCUCCAUGCUGGCUCUUUCCAGACUGUGCUACACAUAGUCUACCAUCAUGUGACUAUCUACAUCAUACCGUGGGAAUGACUGUUCUCCAGUCCCACAUUAACUUACUCUGCCCGAACACCCUUAUAAUACAACAGCCACAAGAAUAGGUGGAUUCUAUUGCUAUGUUAGUAGGAGCAGGAGGUGGUCCAGAUCUUGGGAAGAGAUUAAAUCAGGGGAAGGAGUGCGAUCUCUGGUCCCAGGUCGGGGUCAGAUCCCUGAUCUAGGUGGGUGGGGGUGGGGGAGAUUUGAAUGUCAGGGUCCAAUGGUAGGGAAAAAUAUAGCUCAUGGGCCAGGGGAAGCACUCCUCCUAAAAAGCAGUUUUACAAGAGCUCUAACCUUUUCUCUCAAGCUGUCCUUGCUUCCUUUGAGACCCAAGGAACCCAGCCAGCUAGUUAAACUUGCGAGACAGGUUAAAUGUGAGAUUCUCAACCCCAUUAUAAUAUUUAAAUAGCCAACCCGCAUCCUGGGAGCAGUUGGCAACCAUUCCUUGUCCUGCUUCCAUUGUGUUUGAAAUUUUAAAAUUUUUUGCUUCUCAUCUGGCCCAACCCAUCCAAUUUUCCUGAUGAGACUAUACCCAUCAUUCUUGCAACUGAAUUUUCUUUGCAGAUAGAUAAUUAUGGAGAAAAACAGCGUCAUUCCUAUCUUUCUUAAAAGAGUAAUUCCACCAAAAUUGCCAGGCUGGUACUGGUAGAUGGCUCAUAACUUUUCCAGGUCACAUGCAAAAUUGGGCUGCACUCUGCAAGUCGUUAAAAAGCACUACCUCUGUGUUUAGUGAACAGUAUGCAUGUGUACUUCUUUGCCAAAUUAAGAAAAAGCUGAAUAUUUAAAUGAGAAAAUUUCUGCCAAGUCAAUCGUAUUAUUCAAGACUCAAUGCAAAUUUGCAUUAUUGAUUUUUUAAAUAAUCUAUUGGUUAUCAAAAAAAAUUAGUUUAAAGCCACUUAUUUUAAAAUACAAUGAUUUUUAUUCAGUCAGUAUCUUAAUGGCCCUCAAUAUUCUCAGUAGCAAUGAGCCCUGGUCUUCUCAAUCUGGCUCCACCCAAAUUUAGACCUUACAAUUUAUUUGAGUGCUGCCCUUUGGACUCUGUUCCAUGUAACCCUUUAAGAAAAAGAAUACACACACAAUAGAAGUUUUGCAAAUAUUAAAAUCUGUCAUGUAGUUCAUUUUUAUAAUGUUCUCAUUUUUAAAUGAUCUUGUACUGUGUGUGUACGGCACAUCCAAUCUACGUGGAAUUAUAUAGAAACUUGUGCACAUUCAACCCAGUUGGUCAAUACUGGUGUUCAUGCUCUGCUUGAACCUCCUCGUAUCCUACUUUAUCUCACCCAAUCAAAAAAACAUUUUUAUCCCUUUCUCCCUUAUGUGCUUAUCUGGCUGCCCCUUAAAUAUAUGCAGCCACAAAUGUUCCUUGUAAUAACAAGAACUGCAUUCUAACUACUCUCUGGGUAAGCAAGUUUAUUGCUGAAAAGAGACAUGUUGCCAAGGCUUUAGUUUUUGUCAUUUAUAAUUGUCUGCUUGCAUUGAGAUUGAUUAAUUGCACUCUCUCCACAUCUUAUCCCUACUCUCCUCUAUGUAAUUUUCCUACAUAUACAAAUACUUCAAUGCAGGGAUUGAGCUGACUAUUGGGUUUUCUGUUGUUUGUCUUUACCAUAGCUCAAAGCAUUUCAAAAAAAUGAGUUGGAAAUUCAAUUUGGUACAUGACAUAGUGUGCCCUGUGUAUCUAUCGCAUUCAUUUACAUGUAUUUGACUUUUCAAUUUGAAAUUAUUUCUGUAAUUUCACAUGACUGUAGGUUUCUUGGGGUCAUGGGCAGCAUCCUUCCUGCACAUCAGAUGGAUUAACUUUAAGCAAUUUCCAGGCCUCCAAGAUUAUCUGGUGAAUUAUUUAAAUUAAAUUAACCAUGCAGAUUGCAUCAUUCAGCAUUAAUAGCACCCUAUACACAAAGUCUGUAACAAGGGGGUAGGAUUUUAUACCUUUCUUCCCUGUCAUUCCUUCCUCCUACAAUCCUUAGGCUUUUUAAAUCUAAGACUGGAGUUACCCAAUCAUUCUUCCUGUUUUACCUUGACUCAUGCUUUACACUUUUCAAAAUUGUCCAUAAUUAUGGGCUUGGCCCUUCAUCAUGAUUUCUCAAUUUGGUUGGUUUUUAUUAUAUAUGUUAAUAUUCUGUACUGAACUAUACUAUUGCUGUAAGUAAUAUUGUUCACAACAAUGUUUUGAAAAUUAAUCCUUGUCCUGCUACAGAUGAGUUGUGGGGCUCUCUCAGGACUCAGCAGGUGUACUCAUUCAAUUAUUGCUUUGAUGUGCUCAGGCAUUGGGCUUUCAAUCGACGACAAAAUCAAAAGGAUUCUUGAUAGCCAGCAGAAAGAAGUAAGAUAAGUAAUGCAUUUCAAAGUUCACUUCAAAAUGUUAAAAAAAAAUGGCUGGAAGCAAUCAAGUAGGUUGGAUCAUCUGAUAAAAAUGGUGGAAGUAUGAUUUAGAGUAAAGAAAUAGGAAAGAAGUGAAAUGGGAUAAAGUAAAGAUAGGGAAAGCAGAAUUAAAGUAUUUCCAUUGUUUUAUAUUUAUUUAAAUUUAUGGUUUAGAAUUAAUAUAACAAUAAUGAAUUCAUUUCUGAGGCUUUAUUUUCCUCAAUGGGGCAUUUACAUACUAGCAUAGUACUGAAACUGCACUCUUGUCCAACAAUAUAACUGCUGAGAAUCAGCCCAAUUUUGUUCAGUGAACCUUCACUAUAUAUUCAUAAUGAUCUCUUAAGACUCUUUGCACCUUCUAUAAGCAGUCUGCCAC